CUUGUCCAGCAGGGGUUCCCCAGGAAGCGUUGCUCGGGAUUCGAACUGCCGUUAGGAACCUGGCAGGUCUGGCACGUUAACGCUUGCCAAAAUGGCUGUACCUUUUUAAUGGCGGCAUCUAAAGUCUCCAAAGAGCGCGUGGUAGGUGCCUCGUGGUACUUGGGGAGCAAAUAAAGGAACAACUUCUGUUGCUCUAACAGAAGAGAACAUUUACCGUCCCCUCGUCUGCGUCUCUGAUGCCCCGUGACCUCCGGUACUCCGUGGCCAGGCCUGUGCUCAUCUGUUCAUAUGUUCAGGGAGAUUCCUCGUUCCCUGAGAAGUGGCUGCUGUCCCCAUCUCCGCAGGGGUUAGGUGCCCCGCAGCGCCCACAGGGAAGGGGAUGCCCCAGGGGAGGCUGGGAGCUCCAGCUGCCACCAGGAGGCACUCCGGAGUCCGUGGGAGAGGUGCCCUCCGGUGGAAGCUGAAGAAAGGGUUCUGAGGACCCUGCAGUGAAAUCUUUUCCGGAAGAAUUUCCCAGUAGUUGACUCGGCUGGUCGUGACUUGUCCUAACAGAGGCAGCGUGCGAUGAUCCCCUUUCACUGGCGGGUUCUGGCAUUAAAUAUACCACAAGAGCACGCUGACUCUGCAGCUGUAAACAUGAUGUCUGGGAUGUUCCCUGGACCCGCCAUGCCUGCUUCAUGCACUCACAGGGAAAUGAACUUGCUCAAGGUCGCCGGUGAGGGCAGGGCAUCCACAGGACUGUGCGCGGCUUCCGUCUCUUAUCCGUGAGGCUGAUGUGUGUGUGACCCUGGAGCCUUUGCUGUUGAUCGACGGACCUCUUUUCAAGCUGGGUAGUGACGCGUCCCUGCCCACGGGGUGCGUGUGCUAGCCAUGGAAUUCCUGUGUGAAAUCUUUCCUUCGCGCAGGCUGAGCUUUCAAGGAGAGAAUAAAGGGGUUCUAGAGGCCAUCGCUUGUCCUGAACUUGAGGGCAGGUCUCAGUUUUUACCCUUUGAAUCUGCCUUAAAGGUUUGAGAAGACAACAGUGCUGAGUUGCGGAUGGCAGGCAGGAGAAACAGGUGGGAACCAGGCCAUUCUCCCGUGGUUCACAAAGCAAGCAUUUCAAAGGAAGGGAUGAACCGAAUAUUUGUUUUUAAUGGCGUUCCCUGGAUGCAGUUGUCAGACUUUCUCAUGGUCACAGAAAGCCUUGGCGGGAGGCUUGUCAAGAUGCAGGUGCCCAGGUGUGGCCGAGAGUCUCAGGUGAGGGGGAUGGGGGGAUCCCAGGAACCUGCACGAUGCCCAGGUGAUCCCCGUGCCCGGGGAACCGUGGCUGUGCUGUCCUCACCCCAGGCCCCCUUACACAGCUUUGGGGGACUCUGACACCAUACUCUGCCCUGAUGGUGAGCCCGAAUGCUGGGGACAGGGCUGGGGAGGACGUGACCCCAGCGACUUGCGGGCUGCUCCGAAGAGAAUCCGCGUGACUGCCACGGUCACGUUCGCCCAGCGAGUUUGGAAUGAUGUUUUCCCUGUGGAAAUACACAGGUGGAGACACUCUGCGGCUGGCUUGCCAUGGAUUAUGCUUUAUCCUCGUCUCAGAAGGGACUUUUGACUCUUUGCACACAGUUAGAUGCCAAGUAGGAAUUAAUGAAAAGCUGAGACAUAAAAACCCCAAGUGAGGGAGGGACGGGGGAAGGGUUAAGGAGGACGGUGUAAAUCCAGAAUGGUGAAGCCCUGUAGACGUGCAGGGCCCUGAGGAUGCGGUAAAUCAUCUGUGAAUCCCCGGGACCCUGUGUGUCCGUGGCCGCUCGACAUUAAUCAGAAACCACCCACUGAAGGCCUGGCUGGCCAAACAUUAAUCACAAAGCAGUGAAUCUCAGCACGAGCACACGGGGGGACUUUUUUCUUUUCGGAAAGGAGUUCAGAGAGAGAGGAAGAAAGCCAACUGGGGCGUCCGGGGUGAUCUCCUCCUUCAGAAGGAUGAGAGCACGGUGAUUUGGAAAAGAAGAGGUCAGGUCGAUGCUGGUAAGCGUCCAGGUAUGACCUGACAGGGCGACGUGGUUGAUCUCCCAUUGCCACUGACAGGGAAAGAAAAGUCAUUUGCAGUGAAAACCUACACUAGCCCCUUUGCCCGAUCUAGUAUUCUUUACGUGAGAAGCCCAUCUUUGCCUGGCUCUCUCUGCGACCGACGUUCACCUGGGUAAUGUUUCCCUUUGGAAAAAUAAUCCAGGUAAGGAGCCAGGAUGUUUAGGCUAGGCUGGAUGGUUCUGGGAUUAUCACGUUUUUGCUAAAUUCAAGUCCGGUCUUUGCCGUGUUGUCUACUUACAGACCGUGUCGCGGCUGUGAGACUCUUGCUAUAACACUUGGAGCUUGUUCUGAGAGCCCUGGUUUGGGUCCUGGCGGAAAGGGGAGCUCAGCACGGUGGCUCAGGACGCACCGGGGGCAGCAUCAGGCCCUGGGCUUCUCACCCACCUAACCUCCCGGGGGCUGGGAUUUGAACACUCUGUGCCCACGUGAUUCCCUCGUCGGAAGCGCACAUUACUGCCGCCUGCCUCUCCCUUGGACUGAGUUCUCACGGUAUUGGGGUUGCUGGAAUAAUUCAUUCCCCUGAGUCCCGUAAUUGGGGGCUCAGGGGAAUUGUUCACUUUCUGUAUAAAAGUGUGAAGCACAAUCAUUUUCUCAAACAGGGCGAACCACGUAAUUACACUCAUUAAUUAUUUGCCUUAAACUUCAUUGUUGAGGAAAACAAGAAAUUGGCACAGCAGACCUUGAAAACGGUGUUGUUUUAUAAUCGAAAGAAGGAAAUCCGCGUUGGUUAAACGGUCAGUGCUCUGGGUGUCCCGCAUGUACGUUACCUACGUGUGCGAACAUGCCCGUCUAAGACGCCAGGACGUCGGCCUAAAACCCCACCUGGAGCAGCCGGACGUGUGCAGACCCUGCGGCGAGGCGGCCGACAGUGACAGCAGGCCCAGCUCAGGCUUCUACGAGCUGAGUGAUGGUGGUUCCUGCUCCCUGUCGGCCUCCCGCACGUCCGUGAGCAGUGACCGCGUGUACUCCUUGGGCACUUUGCUGCCAGCUGACCCCACGGCCAGGCCCCGGUCAGCCGACGACACCACCGUGCAUGGAGCCCCCCUGCCCACCUGUAGACCGCAGGCCACCGAGGAGGGCGAGUGCCGGCCCAGGCCUGUGUCUACAGGUGAUCUCGAAAGAGUCCUGCCGUCUGCGGUGGUGCCCCAGAAAGCCAGCACAGACCCCACAUCCGCGACCCUCCUCUGCCACGGGAUGGGGCUGCCAGCCCACGGGCCGGACCCCAAGUACCGGCGUGACCUGGUGUCCACGGGGGGCAGGGAGGUGUACCCGUACCCCAGCCCCCUGCACGCUGUAGCUCUGCAGAGCCCGCUCUUCGCUCUGCCCAGGGACGCCCUGCACGCCGACUCCCAGCCGCCCCCUAGGAAGCCCCCUCCCGGCCCCACAGGCCCAUCGAUCCCGACAAGACCUGUCCUUGAGGCCGGCCCCGCUGCAGCCUAUAUAGACAGGCUACUGAGGCUGCGGGCCCGAGGGACCCCCGCGAGGAGCAGUGUGGGUGAGCAGGGGCCCCCAUCCCCGCAGGCACUUGGUGGCCAGAGAGCAGACGGUCCAGACGGCCUAGAGAAGCUGGUGUGCACCCCCGGGAGAGCAGGAGCGGGCAGGCUGGCCCAGAGAGGGGACGCCAGCAGGGACCGCCUCGAGCAGCAGGGUGUGGGCACCCCGCGUCCCAGCAGCCUUCCAAAGGGGGGACCCAAGCCCUCCAGUGGCUGCGCCCGUGGGGACACCGUGCUGGGCUCCCCUCUGCCGAGGUGUGGGCGUGCCCAGGUGGCCGCCAGCAGUCAGGAGAGGACAGUCCUGUCGCCUGCCAGGAAGGCAGGAGGAGAGAACCCCGCUCUGGCCCCCGAGGGGUGUGGCCGCCCCCCAUUUGCUGUCAGCGGAGCUGCUCUCCUGGGGCUAAAAGCGGGCGCCCCCAGGACAAAGGCUGUGAAGAUCAGGAGAGGGGCCAGUGACAAGGUCCUGAGGUUUGGGGGGCAACCGCCAGCGGGAGGUGCCCUCGCCACCCCCCAGCUGCCUCCCGAGUGGGGGGCCGGUCUCAGGAGGAGGCCCACGCCGGCCGGGGUGGCUCCCAGCCGGUCCUGCUCUGAGCCCAGACUCUACCCCGUGCCCUUCCUGGUGCCCCUGCUGGUGGCCCAACGGGAGGCCCGCGGGGGCCCCGCGCUGGCCUUGUUCCCCUCAGAAGCGGCUGCUGUGGCGGUCGCGGGGGAGGCACAGAAACAGCGCCGGUGGCUGUCCUCCGUGGAGGUCUCGGGCAGCCUGGGGCCCCACAGGCCGGCAGUGAGCAGAGGGGGCGGGCAGCGGCCCGUGUGCGUCCGGGCCAGGCCCAGGCUGCCCCCCCGGGCCCCCCGUGCCAGGAGCGAGUCAGAGGGCUCCGAGCACUCUGCCGAGGGUGCCUCCCUGCCUCCGUCCGCUGCCACCGAGACCAGCGAGGACGACAGGGCCAGCGACCACACUGCCAGCUGCUUUGGGGACAAGGAGUCCAGCAGCAGUGACUCAGAAGGCGGGGCCUGGCCUGGGGCGCGUCCCCCACAGCUCCCGCGGGCCCCAGCCGCCCGCAGGCCGCCCCUGCCCCCCGUGCCCAAAGUGUGCCGGAUCAAGGCCUCCAAGGCCCUGAAGAGAAAGAUCCGGAGGUUCCAGCCGGCGGCACUGAGGGUCAUGACCAUGGUGUGAGGCCCGCAGGAGACGGCCCGGGGCGUCCCCGCCCGCGCCAGGGAAGCCGUCCUGAGGAACCGCGAUGACAGCACGAGACCAGCCCCAACAGGUGGACGGCCGACCAGAACUUGGGAAAAACCGUAAGAAGACUAGCCAAAGCGUCUGUGGGUUUGUGGACAUUCAUGUAACAGGCAGCUAGUUUCAGGAUGUGGUUUAGAGAUAAACAUUUUAAAAAGCAA
Messenger RNA from Acinonyx jubatus (cheetah), 4949 nucleotides. RefSeq names its product dishevelled binding antagonist of beta catenin 2 (gene DACT2). The transcript has 4 exons. Gene Ontology annotation, biological process: negative regulation of nodal signaling pathway. The record is from RefSeq and is a predicted model, not a curated record. Lineage: Eukaryota; Metazoa; Chordata; Mammalia; Carnivora; Felidae. Bases 2818 to 4728 code for a protein of 636 amino acids. Gene Ontology annotation, cellular component: cytoplasm.